Messenger RNA from Naegleria gruberi, 738 nucleotides. RefSeq lists its product as uncharacterized. Gene Ontology annotation, cellular component: RNA polymerase III complex. The transcript has a single exon. The coding region runs from base 1 to 738 and encodes 245 amino acids. Lineage: Eukaryota; Heterolobosea; Eutetramitea; Acrasida; Naegleriidae. The record is from RefSeq and is a predicted model, not a curated record. Gene Ontology annotation, biological process: transcription by RNA polymerase III.
AUGGAAAGCAUAAAUCAAUUGAAUAUUAAAGGAAGAAUUCGACACUUUAAAGUUGGAAAGAAUAUAAUAUUCCAACAUGUUUCAAAGGAAGAUUCUGUAAAAUAUAAAGGAUUGACUGAUGAACAAAUUGGAAUUUAUCAAAUGAUUGAACUUUCCGGAAACAAGGGUAUUUGGAAAAAGAGCAUUUCUAAAAAAGCCAAAAAGAAUGAAAAGGACCUUGAAAAGAUAUUAAAAGCUCUUGAAUCUAAGCAAUUAAUUAGAAAAAUUUCAGACAUUACACAAAAGAAGGGAACUCAGAUUGUUUAUAUAGCUUCACAUAUAGAACCUAGUAAGGAGAUUACAGGAGGUAUUUGGUAUAUUGAUGGAAAAUUUAAUUCGGAACUUGUUGAUAAACUGAGAACAGAAACCAUAACUUAUUUAGAAAAGAAACCAAAGAGAACACAUGAAGUAUUGGAACAUAUUAAAUCUUUGGCUAUUAUAGAUCAUGUUGAUUUGGGAUCAGAUGAUAUGCAACAAGUUAUUGACACUUUGGUUUUUGAUGGAUUUUUAGAGAAAAUUAUUGAUAAUAAUAAUGUGGGAAAUCAAUCUCUUUACAGAGUUGCCCUAUCAAGUGUUUCAACAGAAAACGCUUUUGUGGAUAUUCCUUGUUCUACUUGUCCAGUAUUUGAUCAAUGUACAGAAAAUGGAGAUAUUACUCCAAAGACUUGUCCUUAUUUGAAAAAGUGGAUGGAUUUUUAA